Fulmarus glacialis (Northern fulmar) is the source of this 620-nucleotide messenger RNA. Its product is annotated as dynamin-2-like. The annotation marks the transcript as partial. Gene Ontology annotation, cellular component: cytoplasm; membrane; microtubule. Lineage: Eukaryota; Metazoa; Chordata; Aves; Procellariiformes; Procellariidae. The transcript has 4 exons. Gene Ontology annotation, molecular function: microtubule binding; GTP binding; GTPase activity. The record is from RefSeq and is a predicted model, not a curated record.
GAGAAGGAGAAGAAAUACAUGUUGCCUUUGGAUAAUUUGAAAAUCAGGGACGUGGAGAAGGGAUUUAUGUCUAACAAGCACGUCUUUGCCAUCUUCAACACAGAGCAAAGGAACGUGUACAAAGAUCUCCGUCAGAUCGAGCUGGCCUGCGAUUCCCAAGAAGAUGUGGACAGCUGGAAAGCCUCCUUCCUCCGUGCGGGAGUUUACCCGGAGAAAGACCAAACUGAGAACGAGGACGGCGCCCAGGAGAACACCUUCUCCAUGGACCCGCAGCUGGAACGCCAGGUGGAAACCAUCCGCAACCUUGUCGACUCCUACGUCGGCAUCAUCAACAAGUCCAUCCGGGACCUCAUGCCAAAGACGAUAAUGCACCUCAUGAUAAACAAUACCAAGGAUUUCAUCCACUCGGAGCUGUUGGCCUACCUGUACUCCUCCGCCGACCAGAACAGCCUGAUGGAGGAGUCGGCCGACCAGGCGCAGAGGAGGGACGACAUGCUGCGCAUGUACCACGCCCUGAAAGAGGCCUUGAACAUCAUCGGGGACAUCAGCACCAGCACCGUCUCCACGCCGGUUCCCCCGCCCGUGGACGACACGUGGCUGCAGACGAGCAGCGGGCACAG